Molecule: messenger RNA, 9921 nt
Organism: Cydia pomonella (codling moth)
Lineage: Eukaryota; Metazoa; Arthropoda; Insecta; Lepidoptera; Tortricidae
Gene: Eph
Product: ephrin type-B receptor 1-B
Exons: 1
Coding region: 685-3714 (1009 amino acids)
Biological process (GO): protein phosphorylation; cell surface receptor protein tyrosine kinase signaling pathway; axon guidance
Cellular component (GO): neuron projection; plasma membrane
Molecular function (GO): transmembrane-ephrin receptor activity; ATP binding; protein binding
Source: RefSeq, a predicted model, not a curated record
UUUCGUGAGUAAGUACUUUUUAUGAGAGACAACCGCUCAUAAGAAUGCCUGAUGAGAUAUUUUGGAUGCUUUGUAUGCUACUUAACGCUGCCUGAGGUCAGCAACCAUAACUAAAGUGAAAGGAGUUCUCAAAAUAACAACAUGAGAACAAAGGAAUGUUCGAUGUUGGAGCGCGCAAUGUAUGACAAAUAGCUAUAUUUACAUUUCAUUGAUCUAAAUUGUAUGAAAAACACCAAAACACAAUUUAGCCAACUUAAGCAUAACGUAGCACAUGCGUAGAAUACGUCAUCGGACUGCGCAGGUUUAACGAAAUUAGUUUUAUCUGUGCAUCGAUGUGUCGUAGAGAUGGCAACACUGGCCCCGUGGUCAGCGGACAGGCAACACGAUAAACUGCUGCGCGUCUAUCCAUGUCAAGAGAGUGCAACUUGGGAUCAAUAUAAAUUAAAAAUGUGGAAUCCUCACUUAAAACAACAUUAUUCGUGAUCAUCCGUAAAUGGUAGUGCCCCGCGGGAACUGUAGCGCGCACUUCGAGCCGCGCCGUGUCGUUUUAUCGCAACCCAUCCUCCAUUGCGAAGGCGAAAUGACGGGGCCUUUUUAGUGAAGUGUCGAGACACUCUCGUUAUGUAGUGAACUGUUUUUUGUACAUUGUUGUGGACGGUCGUCGGAUCGUGUUAUUAUGACACGAUGAUUAGUUUGUGGGUGAUCCUUGUGGUGGCGUGGGGAGCGCGCGGAGAACAGGUGAUGCUUUUGGACACGACCACAGAAGCUACAUUGUCGUGGACGAGGUUUCCUUACGGGCCGCAGGCGAGCACUCCGGGGUGGCUCGAAGAAUCGUACACAAACUUCGAAAAGCAGAUAAACUGGCGAUCGUACGUAGUGUGCGAUGUGGCGCACCACAAUGUUAACAACUGGCUGUGGACGCCGUUCAUAGAGCGACGGAACGCGAAUCGCAUUUACAUUGAGAUAAAGUUCACUAUUCGCGAUUGCUCGUUGUUUCCAGGCAAUGCUCUGAGCUGCAAAGAAACCUUCAGUUUGCUGUACUAUGAAUUCGACGUAGCGACCCGCGAGCAGCCUCCGUGGGAGCCCGAGAGCUACAAGUUGGUCGGCCCUAUCGCCGCUGGCGAAGGGCGGUUUAACACUAAUUCCGAAGUUGACAUAAACACUGAAGUAAAAAGCAUUGCUGUUACCAAAAGAGGUGUCUAUUUCGCCUUCAGAGACAAAGGCGCCUGUAUAUCACUACUUGCCGUCAAAGUGUAUUAUAUAACAUGCCCGGAGACCACUAUAAACUUUGCAAGGUUCCCGGCCACUCCUACUGGAAGGGAAGUCACUGUUAUAGAACAGGCCAAUGGCACCUGUGUGGAGAACGCAGAGACUGCUCCAGGUGAAGCUGCCCCUGUAUAUCUAUGCAAAGGUGACGGCAAGUGGACCCUGCCCAGUGGCUCCUGCAAGUGUCGGGCUGGCUAUGAACCCGACCAUCACAACCAGGAAUGUAAUGAGUGCCAGCCAGGAAAAUUUAAGUCCUACACUGGAGAUGAUCCCUGUGCACCAUGCCCAGACUACUCUGAAACAUUAGCUUAUGCAUCAGUAGAAUGUAAGUGUGUACCUGGAUUUUACAGAGCUAAAAAAGACCCCAAGAAUGUACCAUGCACACAGCCACCUUCAGCACCUGACAAUUUAACUGUUCUAAUUGCUGAUCAGUUUUCCAUAUCUCUCACCUGGAAGCCUCCACACAAAAAUGGAGGACGGAAUGAUGUCACUUACCGGGUAUACUGCACAAACUGUGGCCCAAAUGUUGAGUACCGGCCAGCGGCCACUAGCCUUAAUUCCACAAAGGUUACCAUUAGCAAUUUGGAACCAGUGACCGAAUACAAAUUUCAAGUGUUUGCUGAGAAUGGAGUCACUGAGCUCACUGGUGAACCACCAAAGAAAGCUGAAAUAACUGCUAUCACCGAAGCUUCAGUCAGUGUAGUGACAAAACUUAGGGUCUUAAAUGCUGAGAGUGAUAAAUUGUCUAUCGCUUGGAAUGCACCACCCAUAGAUUCAUCUGAUCCAGAUGACACUAUUGAGAGCUAUGAAGUCAAAUGCUUCCCCAAAGACAAUUCUGAGAAAAGUGGUAAUACAACACUUAAAAUUACGAAAGAGCCUCAUGUGAUUAUAACAGGGUUGAAAAGGGACACGGAAUACGGUAUUAGAGUGAGAGCAAAAAUGAAGAGAGGCUGGGGAGAGUUCAGCAACGUUGUGUACACUAGAACAGGUGCCGUGCAGCAGACAGAGACCAGCUUCGUCGGCGACGAGGAAGGUGCUCAAGUCAGGUUAGUCGCUGGAGUCAUGGUGGCCGUCGUCGUUCUUUCCGUCAUAGCCAUCAUAGCAACUGUUUUAUUUCUGCGCUCACGAGCAGAUGACGAGUGCGACAAGAAACAGCCCAACGACUGCAACGCACUUAACUACAGAAACGGAGAGGUAUACACAGGUCCAGAACGCCCAGCCAAGACUAGCAGCAACGCCACCACUCCUCUCUUCGCCGGCACCGGAUCCAGGACCUACAUAGACCCCCACACAUAUGAAGACCCUAAUCAGGCUGUCAGAGAAUUUGCACGCGAAAUCGACGCUUCUUGUAUAACAAUAGAGGCGAUUAUCGGAGGCGGAGAAUUCGGAGACGUCUGCCGCGGCAAGCUCAAGCUACCAGCUAGCUGCGGACAAGAAAUAGACGUCGCUAUUAAGACACUCAAACCUGGGUCGACAGAGAGAGCUAGGAGAGACUUCCUCGCCGAAGCAUCCAUUAUGGGGCAGUUCGAACACCCUAAUGUUAUUUUCCUGCAAGGCGUCGUGACUAAAUGCAACCCUAUUAUGAUAAUUACUGAAUUUAUGGAAAACGGGUCACUGGACACUUUCCUGCGAGCGAACGACGGAAAAUUCCGCGUGCUGCAGCUAGUCGGUAUGCUGAGAGGUAUAGCUACCGGCAUGCAAUAUUUGUCAGAAAUGAAUUACAUACAUCGCGAUCUUGCGGCGCGAAAUGUACUAGUUAAUUCCCAACUGGUCUGCAAGAUUGCGGACUUCGGUCUCUCGCGCGAAAUCGAGUCGACCGCCGACGGAGCGUACACAACCCGAGGUGGUAAAAUCCCAGUCCGGUGGACUGCUCCAGAGGCCAUCGCAUUUAGAAAAUUCACAUCUGCUAGUGACGUCUGGUCCAUGGGCAUCGUUUGCUGGGAGGUCAUGAGUUUCGGCGAGCGUCCAUAUUGGAACUGGAGCAAUCAGGAUGUCAUAAAAUCUAUAGAGAAAGGUUAUCGCCUCCCGGCGCCUAUGGACUGCCCCGAAGCAGUUUACCAGUUGAUGCUUGACUGCUGGCAAAAGGAACGCACGCAUCGACCUACAUUUUCCAGUAUCGUAAAGACGCUGGACAAGCUCAUACGUUGUCCGGACACGCUACGUAAAAUAGCGCAGAAUCGCUCGGCGGAUCCUCUCGCAGGCGACACACCAGACAUGAUCCAGUUCUCAUCAGUAGAAGAAUGGCUGGAGUGCAUCAAAAUGUCUCGUUACAUAGAAAAGUUCCGAGCGGCGGGCAUAGCGGACAUGGACGCGGUGGUUGACCUGACUGUGCACCAGCUGGCGUCGCUCGGGGUGACCCUUGUGGGCCAUCAAAAGAAAAUCAUGAACAGUGUCCAAAACAUGCGGGCGCAGAUCCGCGUCAGCGGCCCGUACGGUUUUUUGGUGUGAGUGAAAGUGAUCUCGAUUGUUCGAAAUGCAUUAUGUAUAUUUUUCUAAAACUCUCGUAGUGCUAGGGUGAUACUGAUAUGCUAAGAGAAUUUAACUAUUUUGCUGUAUUUAUUUUUCUGGCUUUUACUAUCGGCCUACUCCGGCAACCGUCUUAACCACAACGAAACAGAGCCAUACUUAUUUUAGAACUAUAUCAAGAGACUGGGCCUACUCUCGACUGAACUCUUUUUGUGAUCUUUUAUUUUAAUUUUCAAUUAUUAAUUAUAGUUAUUUUAUGAAUAGCGAAGUACAAUACAAAGUAAGAGCUUGUGUUCUAAAUAUCUAAAACAUAUUAAUCGUAGCUAGAGAAUUUCGCGGUACACAUUUCGAUGUUCGUAUUUGUAUAUUCAUGGUUUUUGAUAUCGAGACAUAGUAUAAAGGUGUUAUGUGUAAGUAGUGUAAUCCCUGUAGAUGAUAUAUGACUUAUUUACUAUAUUAUGUGAUCAAAUUCGAGUACUUAACGUAACUUGCCGUGUGCAUUUAAUUUUGUAAAUAUCUUAUGAUAAGCGCAAAUUCUAAAUGAAUGUGUAUGUCCGCCUUAUGAAACAUUUUUUACUUUUUAUUUUAAGGCAGCUGAAUUUAUUUUAAGCGGUAUAUACACGACACAGUUAGCUCUGUGUGCUCACAGGGUAAAUGUUUCUUGUGUCGACUCAAAUGUCUGCCUUAACAGACGAGCGUUAGGCGAGGGUGUUUAUAUAGACUUAUAAAAAAUGAUGUACAAUAACUGUAUUCCGAAAAGAACAUACAGAAGUAUGACUCGAGUUAAAUAUGGCCUUCCACAGAGAAGGGUACUUAUGCUACAUGUACAUAAGGACCCUUCUUGGAUGGAAAGCCACAAAUUGAUUGUUAUCAUUUUGCUAAGUUAUAGUCUUAAACACUCUUGUCCAUGGUCGCUUAGUUGAUAUAUCAGCUGUAAAUAGUUACUAGUGAUAAUGUUAUACUGCCAACUAGUGUAAGGCUUCUUUGUCAUAGUCAUUGGCUUCGCGAAUGAUGCCGUUAGAGGGCGCCAGAAAACCACCAAAUCCUGGAGAAUAAAAUUCAAAUCUUAGCCGCCUUUGAUGAAAUGAGAGCAAAGGGCCUACAGCGAACCACGUUAGAUGUGUUGCCUCUCUGUCGCACUUGUAAAUUCGUACAUAAGUGUGGCAGGGCAAACGUGGUUCGCGGUAGGCCCUCUUAUUUAUUUAAUCAUAUGGCAAACAUAUUAUAAAAAAAAAUAGAAACAACAUAAUUAAUUAAAUGUCUACACAUAGACCAGUUAGCCACUUCAUGGCUUCGUCGCUCAGGGUGAUCAGGUCUUCGGGAGGACCGGCGACAUAACGCGUUAUAUAGGGCAGUUUUGAAUUAUGUGCUGGAUGGUUUGGGCUUCCGCACCGCAGCUGCAGGCUGGGGAAUCCAACGGUCCACAGCGGUGUUUGUAGUAGGUGACAAUGACAACCAAUGCUACAGGUUGAUAUCGGCAUGCCUCCUCUCAACUCCGCGCCUCCACCUCCUCAGUGUAAAAGACAGCCUUUUUAAGUUUUUUGUCAUACUUAUUUAAAGUCUAACGCAGCUAAGAAGUCAAUCCUGACGGGUAUGAAUUGACCCUUAUUUAUGACACUAAGGCUAAAAGUUAGACGGUAGGUUUUAGCGUCGUAAAUAUAAGGGUCAAUUCAUAGCUGUCAAAACUGACUUCUUAACUACAGCUAAGACUGUAAAUUAUCUAUGCUACAUUUACUUCAUUCAGAUGUGAUGAGUUCAUACUUUUAAGAUAUAAUUUUGUAAUGAGUGAAUUAUUUAAUCAUUCAUGUAUGGCUAAUGCUUGAUUCGGAUGUGAUAGAAUUUCUUAUCAUUCAUCUAAUCUUGAUUGCUUAUUGAUUAACUUUGUACUGUUGUAAAAUUUCACAUGAAAAUAAUUUACCUACUUGUGUCACUUAGAUGUUCUCUCAUUCUACAAUCGUUAGUUUGAAUUUCGAAUGCGGUUAAGACUUAAAAAAUUACCACACAUAUAAGAGAUGUAUUAAAUCUACUUUUUUGAAAUAUUAUGGUAUUUGUGGUUGCUAGCGCCCUCUAUCGGUAUUUCUCUGCUAACUCAAGGCUGCUGCGAGUUUUUUUUUUUAUAUAUGCUAUGCGAAUUAUGUAUGCUAUGUUCGAAGCGCCGGACAUAUAUACUGGAUUGAAAGAUAUACAGUCUAAAAGUUUAAAUAUUUUGAUAAAGAAAGUAGUAUUUCUUUAUUAAAUUAAAUUUAGUAUUAUGUUCUCAUAAACGGCCGUACUUUUCUCUAACUAAUAUUUCCUCUCUUCCCAUAACUGGUAUCUGGUAUACAUGAGUGCGAAUUGCGAAUAUAAUAAUUUUUGGGUGUCAAUUAGUGCCUAAAAUAAAGUCCUCAGAAUGACAAUCAAUUGAAAUUGUAUACUUAUGAAUCUUAUGAUCCGUAAAUAAUUCAGCUUGUAUUCAUAUAAAGAUGGAGUGUCUGUAUAUCUUCAAAUCUAGUUUUGUUUUCAUUAGCUCUUGGAAAGUAGACCCUAUACUAAGAUGAAACGCAAUUAAUUAUAUUAUUAUACUCAAACACACCCACUUUGUCAAUAGAAAAAGGCGCGAAAUUCAAAUUUUUUAUGGGAAGUUAAACUCUUUGGGUAAAGGCCUCCCCUCCUCGCCCUACCUGGCCCUAUCCAAUGCACACUCCUGCCACUCUUUACGAAAUGUAUCAAGGUCCUCCCGCCUCCGUUUUGGUAUUCCACUGCCCCGAGAUCCAUUUUUUUGCCGCCUUUUUCUACUGACAAAGUGGUUGUGCCAGAGUAUAUUUUAUAGCAACACGGUGCUUGCUUGUUUAGUGUUAGUGAGCUUAAAACUUCAAUUUCAACACCGGGAUUGAAUAGAACUAUGCUCACUGCACAGAUUUUGCAGUGUCAGAAUGUGAAAGUGUUCCUAUUAAUAUAUAGUAUUAGUGGCACUGUCACACUUUGUCGUGUAAAAACUAUGCAGAAUCAGCUUAAACGUACUCUUAAGAACAUAGUGGAUGGCCGCUGAUUCAUACUAACAUAGUGAAAAGCCAAUUCUAUAUAAUGUUUAUAAAGCUCCUAUCUCUUAUAAAAAAACUGAAAAAAAGCAAUCAAAGGGGCAUAGCUGUAGUUAAUAUACAUAGAAUUUCAUUUUUAUUUUGAUAAUAUUCAUAUUCAGGGAGGAAAACGGGGACUACGUUUGUAUGGUAUUGCGAUUUCGGGCGGUUUUCCACUCUCCUCUAUUUAUAGAUUUGUGAGAUUAAACAGGACUUGGCGGUAAAUAUACAUACUUUGAAGACAUUUUACUGACAUACGCUGGCGUUUGGCAACUAGCACUACAAAAUGUAUGGCUCCAUUUUGAAGUUUAGUUUGCUAUACAGGCAAGCACCGUUUGACUUAAGUAGUCGAAACCGCUAGAAAUUUUGUUCAUGAUAAAACUCGACCUUAAAGACUACUAUAUACCUACUAUACCUCUUGCGUCGAAUGAUGGUUCCUAUGACAGUGUGAGGGAGAGGAAGGCGGAUGUGCCUAAAUAAAUAAAAAAUUUAGUCACAUCUGAAAAUAUUUAUACGGACAAAGUGCCAAAAUUAUGUAUACACUACCUUAAUAUAUGGGAAAUAAAGUCGUGUACAUAUUCUUGACACGUUGUCCGAAUUGAUAUUUUCAGACGUCCCGGUACUUGCAGUUGUUACCAAAACAGUACAACCGCCAUUCUGACUGUCAGGACAAAUUAGGUACCAAAAAUAUGGUAUGCUUUUUGUUAUUUUAUUUUUUUUAUUUAGGCCAUCCUGACUAUCACAUGAUAGUUCCUUCAAGCCUCUUUUAUUUUAUUUAAUAUGGUAAAUAAUUGAAGAAAUAUAAUUUUUACCGUAUUUUUUUUGUUACAUUUCUAAUUAAGUUAAAUAUGCUAAACAGCUACUCCAUACAAAAAUGAACUGUCAUAGGCACGAUCAUUCGACGCGUCAGGUAUACCUAAUUGUAUUUAAUAUGAUUUAGAUUACAGUCGAUGUUACUCAUGUUACUCCAUAAUGACAAUUAUUUUUAUAUAUAAAUGGAUAAUUUAGUUUAAAAAAAAGUUUAUUUUUGAGAUUCAGUUUUUUUUUUGGUUACUCAUGAAAAGUACAUGUUUGUGGCGUUGGCUGUCAUUUAAAUAUAAUUUAAAUGUUAUAAUUGCAUUUAUGUUGAUUGUAUUGUAAACUCGCAAUAAUAAUGCUCAAUAUGUCACAAUCACUGUUUUGAAAUGCUCAGUAUUUGUAAAAUAUCACCAGAAAUUCCAACAGACCUACGAGAGACCACUGUUAAUAGCCUGACAAGAUAAUAUUAGGCCCCGAGAUAAUUUCGCUACAAAGAGAAUAAAUAAUAUCAAUCUAGUGGUUUAUUUAAUGUGUGAAUUCUUUCAUGGUCUGUUGUCAAAGUACUCCUUGCCAGUAAAAUACCAGUGCCACUGAAAAUCCUCAACAUCCAAAAAGCCCAAAGCAAGGCCAAAAAGAAUCUUGUCACGCUGCUCAUAGGGCCUACCGCGAAUCGCGUUCGACGUGUUGCAUCCCUGUCACACGUACCAAAUUACAAGUGCUACAGAGAGGCAACACAUUGAACGGUAGGCCCUCUGAGCUAUUCAAGAUGAAAAAUUGUGGCUUUCCAUCAGAGAAUGCUUGAUGUGCACCGUUUUCUGGCGGAAAGACACAAUUAGUCAAGUUGGUAUAUUUUAAAAGCUUCGUGAUUUUCAAAUAAUUAGAAAAAACGGCUAAAAUUAUAUCUUAGAGUCACCUUAAUUUCUGGUUAUGUCUUACAUUUAAAUGAUAAUUUAAACCAUAAUUAUAAUAUAUGUACACUAAUCAUCAAUCAGCUACGAAGACUGCCAUACUUAUUAAACAAGACUAAUUUAAACUUUUUAAAUGUGCUUAUAUUGUUUUGAGAUUACGUCGUAGUAAUAUGAUGUAUGCAUAGGCACAAUUACAUUAAUCUGAUUAAUUUUAAAAUCAGUCGUAAGCCUGUUACGAAUAUUAUUUAUAUUUUACAGCAUGCAGAUAAAUGUAUUUGUGCUCUAAUUUUGUAUUGAUUCGAUUUAUCUUUUCUAUAAUACUGUAACCUGUAAAUAAUGUGAUUGUCUCAAAUUUUUAUUAUACUAAAUACAAUGACAUAGCAAUAAUUAAAUAAUAAAUAUAUCUAUAAAGAAAUAUUAUGUAACAUUAUGCAUAAACAAUUCCAUGACUUCGAUGUAACCUACCGCGCACACCUGAUUAGAGUGACAUAGAAAGUUGCUCGAAAUUUAGGAACUUGGAUUGUCGCGUAUAUAUAUAGAGCCCUAAGGUCCGCCAACAUCGAAAAUAUCUGCCUCUAUUUCUCUUGAAAAUUCGAGCGACAAAGCGGCAUAACAUUUUUGAUGUCGGCGGUAGGCUCUCUGUAGCCACCUACGCAGUGCUUGUUCACCGUUAGGGUACUUCAUUAGUCAAUUUUGGAACGACAUAAACGUAUGAACAUGGAAUUGUCCGUGUGUAGUCCAAGGCGAGGAUGCUUAGCGAGGGAUGUGUUUUUAAGGACCAAUAGAAACCCUGCACGCUGAGCGAGGAAAACAAAUGAAGUGAUUCUAUUGGUCUUUAACACAUCACUCGCUACGCAUUCUCGCACAUCUCUGGUCGAAACGCAGCCUAAAGAAAGUAAAUUAAAAUCUAAUCGCACUUCUACUGCCAGCACGAUAAACUCAUACACAUAUCCCCUUCAUACACCAAUUAAACAUAUUUUCACUCCGUUACAUCGACUAGUAUAUAAUAUAUCACUUGUAUUCUACAACUAUAAUUUUCACGUCUUCCAUUUUUCGGUUUUACUUAUAAAAAUACCGUCUUUAUUUUAGUUUUUUACUCCUUUCUAGUCUUCGGUAGCUAUUUUUUUUACUACAAUGAACAAGCUAUUUUAUAAUGUUAUGCGCUUGCGUAAGUCUCACACUAAAACAUUUAUUUCUCAUUAAAGACAAAAGUUAAACAUUCCCAUAUAAAAUUCAAUCAAAUCGAGGGCUAAUAUUUCGGGCCACACUUCUAGAUGGCGCUGUCGACCGUCGGCAAACAUUUAAAAUAGGAUGCAAUCAUUGGCAGUUAUUUAUGUUAUGUUUAGUUAGUAAUUGUUUAUUUUAUUUAGUUACAGUAUUGUAAUGAUACACUACAGUAGUAAUUAUAAUUUCUUGCGUAAAAAAUA